AUGGCAACAGCAGAAGAUGAUGAGAUGGUGCUUCAAGAGGUGAAAGUGGAGCAAACUGAAACUCAAAGGCCAACAGUCGAAAGAUCUUUCAGUUUGCAGAUUCCAGAAACUUCCGUAAGUUUUCCGGAAGUAAAGGAACCGACAACUGCUUUUAAUAUACGAAGAGGUUUGAGCCCCAAAAUAGCACCCAAGUUUCCUCGUGAAAAACUAAAAAGCAUGUUCAGGAAAAGACGUCUUUCUUCUGCAUUUCCUUUCUAUAAACUGAAAGGGGUUCGAUUUAGCAGAGAUACUAAAGAUGACGAUGAAUCAGUAAACCAGUCUCUUUUGGACGUCAGCUAUCAAGAACCAGAAGUUGAGAUAACGUUAUCAACACCAGAGCUUACAGAAACAGAAAAAGAAACAGGAGUGCAUCCAUAUUACUAUACUCAACAGAUUACAUCUGCUAAACAAUUAGCGACUGGAAAAGCAUUCUUGGUGCGACAGACAGAUUUACAACGGUAUGGAUCUGAAGAAGAAAAAAUGUCAAAAGGCCACCAAUUACAGAGCCAAAUGACUAGGGCAAGCAGUUUACCGAUUAUUCAACAAUCUGACACACCAAGCAUUCGAGACCCAAUUAUAGCUUUAUCGCUCAAAAAAAUUUCAGAAGUAAUGAAAACCAAGCAGAAAGUUAAGAAGAAAAGAUCUCCACCUCCUCAGUUCACAUCUAAAGAUAAGAUCAGCACUGAUGAAUCACAAGAUGAGCCUGCUUCUGAUACUGAAUCACUAUCGCGAAGAAAUACAUUGCCACAGAUAAUGGUAACACGAUAUGGACAAAAAGCAUCAGAACAUUUAGAUUUAGCAACAGCAGCCAAUAGCUCCGGACAUUCCAGUGGUUGUAGUUCUGAUUCAGGAAAGCUUGAAAGGCCAAGCAAACGAGUAUCUGUUCCUCCAGGAAAAGAAAAGUCUUCCGAGGCUUCAUCCCCAACAUAUGUUAAAAAAGGAUCAGUUUCUCCUGAGAAAACAUUCAGGUCAGUAUCACCAGAAUCACAUUCCACAUCUAAAAGCGCCAAGAAAGCAUCACCUCAACAAGCAAGAAUUGUUGAAACAGCAAAAAUAUCAACGGAUGAUAGAAAGCUUAAAUCACAUCCUAGAAAAAAAUCUCCUCCUCCACCAAAACGACCAGAGACUUUAGUUUUUGCUAAAAGCAGUUUCACACCUUCAAAGAAAAUUGCUGGCAUUUCACUCAAAAGUACGAAGCCUAGCUCUCCUACUUUGGAAAGUACCCCCAGCAGUCCAUCUUCAGACAUUCCUCAAACACCAUCAAAAGUAGGGCGCAGUCCUUCUUUUCCAAAACCAGGAAUAAAACCGAUAAGAAGCUCUACAGGCAGCCCGAAACGAUCUCCAACUACAGAAUCUAAUCCUUUUUCUACUAUGUCUAGUGCUCAAGCAGACACUUCAAUCACAAUCUCCGAUUCCCGAGAAGACAUUAGAGAAAUGAGCGACCAAAAAGGUUCUCAGCCUAUUAGUCCACCUGAACCUCCACAAUGCCGUAUACCACGUGCCAACAUCAAAGGGAAGAAAUGA
Molecule: messenger RNA, 1563 nt
Organism: Stegodyphus dumicola
Lineage: Eukaryota; Metazoa; Arthropoda; Arachnida; Araneae; Eresidae
Molecular function (GO): chloride channel activity
Source: RefSeq, a predicted model, not a curated record